Messenger RNA from Aspergillus fijiensis CBS 313.89, 501 nucleotides. RefSeq lists its product as uncharacterized. The transcript has a single exon. NCBI's taxonomy places the organism in Eukaryota, Fungi, Ascomycota, Eurotiomycetes, Eurotiales, Aspergillaceae. The coding region runs from base 91 to 384 and encodes 97 amino acids. The record is from RefSeq and is a predicted model, not a curated record.
CGAGCCACACUUGACCGGACCAAGCCUGACCAGACCAGACCCGAACAUCCACCCCCACGAGGUCGAAUCUCCUUUUAUCUUUGGGAGAAGAUGCAGCGCGAAUCCCCUCCUCGUCUCUUCGCGAACGAACCGCACUGCUGCGGAUCCCCCAUGCUCCGCCGCGAGACCCGCAAAACGAACAACGGCAACCUGCACCGGCCCUUCUACAGAUGCGACGAUUGCGAAUAUAUGGUGUUUGACGAUUGGGAGGGCAUCCGGGUCGGGAACCCGGAAUGUGCCUGCAUGCCCGCGAAAAUCUCCCGAGGACAGAUAGAGCAAGGCAAGGCUUACGUCUUCCGCUGUGCGAGGGGCGAAUGUGAUUUCAAAGAGGUAGUGCGAGGAUGAUGCCGGGGCGGCGGCAGCGAUGGGUUCUGUGGUGGUGCUCUGAAAGCUGAUGCCAAUUCUAUGGAGCGUUUUGGAGGAAGGGCCCCAUUGGGUUCAGAACGUGCCAAGUAGAUUGGA